Molecule: messenger RNA, 5365 nt
Organism: Balaenoptera musculus (blue whale)
Lineage: Eukaryota; Metazoa; Chordata; Mammalia; Artiodactyla; Balaenopteridae
Gene: BPIFC
Product: BPI fold containing family C
Exons: 13
Coding region: 2777-4129 (450 amino acids)
Molecular function (GO): lipid binding
Source: RefSeq, a predicted model, not a curated record
UGGGAGAACAGGUGAGAAAUGUAAACAGGAUAACUGAGCCAGCCUCUUCUCACACCUGAAGAUGGAUUUAUGUACUACAGAACAGACAAGUCAAGACCCUAAUUCUCAACCUCAUGGCCCUCUUGCAAAAUGCCCUCAUGAGCAUUCACCAGUCUGAGCAUAGGCCCACUGUAUGAGUGGGGCAGCUUGUGCACUAGGCAAAAUGCCAACACAAGGGAUGAAUGGAGCCUCCUUUUCUCUCCCCACCAAGCUGGAUACACUAGUGUGGGAUUUUCCUAGAACACUUUCUUCUGGCCCCACUUUGUGCCAGAGGCUGGUAUAUCUCCAGAGGGCACCUUUUCUCAUUUCACACAAAAGGGCAAGAUAGACUAGCAAUAGCCCUACUCGGACAUCCCUCCCCUGAUCAGACUGCUCUGCUCCUUUCAAAUAAAUUCUCUGCAACACCCCUUCGUCUGCAUUAUCCCUUUCCUACCUCUCUGGCCUUACCCGAGAGCACACACAAACCCCUUUAUCGAACUUCUUGCUUAUCUUGGCCAAGCAUAGACCCUCACUCUCUCUCUCUCUCUGUGUGUGUGUCUCUCUCACACACACACCCCUCUUACAAUGACCUUUGCCUUCAUCUAGACUGCUCCUGGGUCCCAGCCCCUCUAUGCAUCCUUCCCUGCCCAGCUGGCCUGACUCCUCGCUCUGUCUAAAUGCACAGCUCCUACAGCUUCCUCUUCCCUGACCACACCCACAAAUGCUUCCCUGAUUUCUUUCAUGUUUGUGUGUUAACUCCGUGGGUAUCUGUGUGAAUGCAGUAAGGAUAGCUCACCCAGCUUGUAAACUUCCAGAACUAGAAACAAAGCCUGUAAAUGUAUUACUCACUCAGCUGUGAGUCUCGUUAAAAGAAACCUAUGUCACUGUUGCUGUUGGUACCUCUGCUUCAUUCAUCAAGAAAGUGGAGUGACAUUAAUUCAUCAAGUCCAUUAAUUCAAUAAGUAUACAUUGAACACUUACUCUGUGUCAAGUUCUAGGAAUAUAACAGUGAAUAAGAUGUGGUCUUUCUCCUUGGAGAAGAUGUUUAUUAAGUUUUUCCAUGUGUCUACUAUGUGCCAGGCAUUGUACUAGACUCUGGAGUUAUAGAAGUAAGAUAGACAAGUAAAGACAAUCACAUUGCAGGAUGGUACAUAUUAAGAUCAAGGACUGCACUGAGUACUGUGGAACCUCAGAAGGCAUACCUGGCCCACUUCAUGGUUUCAAGGAAGAGACAUUAAUUCAUUCAUUCAAUCAAUCAAUCAAUAUUUACCCAUUAAUUAUACUACAUAAAAGAUGUAGUAUAUACUAUAUCUUAUAGUAAUUAAGUAAUUUAUGUUAGUAAAUUAUACUAACAUAAAGAUGUUAAAAAAAAUAUUUACCCAUUGCCUACUGUGUGCCAGUCGCUGUUCAAGGUGCUGAAGUGAUGAAGUCCUUCACCAUGAAGCCUAAAAAUUCCAGUAGGAGAGACAGAGAAUAAAUAAGAACUGUAGACUAUACUAGGUGAUGACAAGUGCUUUGGAGAAAAGUAAAGCAAAGGAAGCAUGGGGAAUAUCGAGGUCAUGGGGAAGGGUGUUUCGUAUAGAGUGGUUAGGAGAGGCUUCACUGAGACAACACUCAAGAUACCUGAAGAAAGCGAAAGGCCCAGCCAUGUGGUUAUCUGGAGGGUGACUCUGCCAGGCAGAGGGAACAAUAAGUGCAAAGACCUGGGGUACAGGCUGCUUAGAGUGACAGGAAAGAUCAAGUCAGCCGGUGAGGCUGGGGCCAGGUGAGCCAGGCGUGUGUGCUAAGGAAGGUCAACGAGGAGGUAGAGGUGUGGGCAGGGCAGGGCCUUGCAGUUGGUGGAAGGGCUUUGGCUUUUAUGCUGCAUAAGAUGGGGAACCACUGGAGGGUUUUAACGGAAAAGGGGGUAGGGGUGAUGAGGUCUGACUUUCAUUUUCAAAGGCCCACUCUGGUGUGGAGAAUAGCCAGAAGGGGGCAGGGGAACCUGAGAGACCAGUAAGGAGGCAGUUGUAAACAUCCACAUGAAAUGAUACUGGCUGGUGUAGUGGUUGGAGGGAUAGUGGUGGAAGAGGUGAGCGUGCCUCCAAGUCCAUCGUGUGUCAAAAUGGCCUGGUAAGGGGAGCUUUCACAGAGGGAACAUUGGAGCUGGCCCUGGAGGAUGCAUUCACCAGACAGAUGUGGGUAUGUGACCCAGAGGCAGAGAGACAGAGAAAGAGAUGUAUGUGCAUGUGUGUUUACAUUGGGAGGGUUAUAGAAAAAGCCCUCAAUCAUGCGAGAACUGACAAAUUGAAGAAUAGCAAAUAGCUCAGUGUGGCCAGCUCAGAACACUACCACUUAGACAGGAGGAGAGAUAGGAGCUUGGAAGAAGUUUGGAGCCAGUUGUGAACGGCCUUGAUUGCCAUUCUAAGAGCUUAGACCUGUCUGUCCUUUGGGCCAAGGAGAGUCAUCAAGGAUCUUUAAGCAGGUAAGUGGUUGCCUCACAUCCACUGAGGCCACCUUUCCAAACUACUGACUCAUUUGUUCUAAAACUCAAGAAUUCCCCCCAUCCCACCCCCAUUAUCCUUCCCAAGGCAUACCCAAAUUGCUAUAUUUUUUGUAAGGCUCUUGUAUUGCAUUGCAUUAUAUCUUACUGUGUUACAAUCAUCUGUGUGUGUAUGUCUGAUUCACCCACUAUUCUGUGGGAAGCAAAGGUCAGGGGCCACACAUAGGUCAUCUCUACAUCCUCAGCACCUAGAAUACGUGCCGGUGUGUUCAAUAAAUGAUUACUGGAUGGAUGGAUGGAUGGAUGGAGCAAGUUCUGGAAAUGUGUACAAAGAUGGUCCAAGUCCUCUGGGGAUGUUUCCUCCUGUGGAAUCUCUACAUCUCAUCCGCUCAGACCAUUUACCCUGGAAUCAAGGCGAGGGCUACUCAGAGGGCUCUGGACUAUGGCAUUCAAGCUGGGAUGGAGAUGAUUGAGCAAAUGGUCAAGAAAAGAAACAUCCCAGAUUUAAAAGGUUCUGAAUCUCUUGAAUUUCUGAAAAUUGAUUAUGUGAACUACAAUUUUAAAAACAUAAAAAUCAAUGCCUUUUCACUUCCAAAUACUUCACUAGCCUUUGUGCCUGGGGUGGGAAUCAGGGCCCUGAUCAACCACGGCACUGCCAACAUCAGCACAGACUGGGAAAUCAAGUCUCCACUUUUCCAAGACACAGGAGGAGCUGACUUGUUUCUCUCUGGGGUCUACUUCACCGGUAUAGUUGUCCUGGCCUGGAAUGACUUUGGUCACCCAAUCCUGAAGCUCCAAAACUGCUGUGCCCGAGUGAGCCACAGUGACGUCUCAUUUUCUGGAGAGCUCAGUGUCCUAUAUAACUCCUUUUCUGAGCCCAUGGAGAAACCCAUUUUAAAGAACUUAAAUAAAAUGCUCUGUCCCAUUAUCACAAGUGAGGUGGAGGCACUGAAUGCCAACCUCAGCAUGCUGAAGGCUUUAAGAAAGAUUGACAACUAUACUCUGCUGGAUUAUUCCCUAAUCAGUUCUCCAGAAAUUACUGAGAAUUACGUUGAUCUGAACUUGAAGGGCGUAUUCUACCCCCUGGAAAACCUCACAGAUACCCCCUUCUCAUCAGUUCCUUUUGUGCUCCCGGAACACAGUGACUCUAUGAUCUACAUUGGAAUCUCCGAGUAUUUCUUUAAAUCUGCGUCCUAUGCUUAUUUUACAGCUGGGGCUUUCAAUGUCACUCUCACCACAAAAGAGAUUUUCAACCAUUUGAUUCGCAACUCUCAAGGCCUUGGCAGCAUGCUCUCCCAGAUUGCAGAGCUGUACAUCUUGUCCCAGCCCUUCAUGGUAAAGGUCUUGGCAACAGAGCCUCCCGUGGUCAAUUUAUUACCGGGCAACUUCACCCUAGACAUCCCUGCCUCCUUUGUGAUAUUCACCCAGUCCAAGAACUCGACUGCGAAAACCAUCGUUUCCAUGGACUUUGUUGCUAGUACCAAUGUUGCCCUGGCUAUUUUGGGACAAAGACUGAUCUGCUCUUUAUCUCUGAAAAGGAUCAAAGUUUGGCCAAGUAAGAGGGAGAAAUUGGUCCCAAGACACAUGACAAGUCAGGAGGGUCUUAAAAGCUGUGGAGUUGGCCCAUAAACCAGAUUCUUACAGCUCUUUCUAUAUUUGAGGCUUUUGUUCCAAACAGUUCUGUUUGGAGGUAACUCCAAUCCAGGUUGGUCUAUUUGGAGGUAACUUCAAUCCAAAUGUCCGUGUAGACAUUUUUGAGACUAAUUCAGGGACCAAAUUAAACAACACUUUCCUUUUGAUGGUCUUCAUACACAUGACUUAAUUCUAACCCUUUUUCUUAAUCGCAUGCAAAGCUCAAGGCAAUCAAAUGCACAUUAUUGUUCAACCAUUUAGAGCUUGGAACAUUUUUUUUACAUUCCCAUGACUGUGGAUUUGGAUACCCCCAAACUGCACCCCACCCCACUACCACACACACACACACACACACACACACCCCUAUCUACCUGCCCUGCAACCCCUCCCAUGCAACACCGUCAGAGAAUGAAAAUAUAGCUGACUACAAGCAGAUAGUAUCACCACCCAACUCCACUUCUCACAGUUGGGCAAAUAAACAUUUCCCAGCGUGAGCCAUGUUGAGAAAUAGAAAGGAAAACAAGUCUGGGAAGAAUGGAUUCAGUUUCUGUUGGAACGGUGCUUGGACAGGCCAGCAGAGCUCAGGCUUGGCAACUGGGGCUGAUCUCCAUCUCCAUCCUCCCUCUGAACUACUGUUGAGGCCAGGGUAGAGGAAGGCCACAGUGGGGAGCCCCUAGCGGAGGUGGAACCCCGAAUGACUUCUUACCUUUCUUCCAGACUCACUUGGGGAAUUUCUAGACUGCAGAAGGCAAUGGAGUUAAAAUACUGGGGAACUCUGCCUCAUCAAGAGGGUCCUUUAAUUCUGGAGUGGGCUCAACACAUUCCUCCCCUCAAAACUUUUCAUCAUUGGAUUAAAUCUACAGCCUAGGGUUUUCAAGCUCUUCAAUGUCUGGUCCUACCUUUCCAGCCAGCCAGUCUUACCUCCCAUAGCUCCCUAAAUGAACAUUUUGCUUUAGGUGCUUCACCCUCAAGGUGAACUCAAUUCUAAUAGAUACUUUCCCACCCAUCCUUUAUCUGCUUGUUUAUCCAUACAUCCAUUCAGUGAGAAUUUAUCGAGCACCUAUUACGUGCUCUGCACUGUUCCUGAUACCAAGAGUUGAGAGAAGAACAAUGGUUUCUACCUUCCAGGUCCACAGCCUGGUGAGGGUAACACUCAGACUUUUUUAAAUUAAUUUUUAUUGGAGUAUAGUUGCUUUACAAUGUUGUGUUAGUUUCUACUGUACAGCAAAGUGA